This is a messenger RNA of Penicillium canescens, 1482 nucleotides long. RefSeq names its product DUF1479 domain-containing protein. The record is from RefSeq and is a predicted model, not a curated record. Lineage: Eukaryota; Fungi; Ascomycota; Eurotiomycetes; Eurotiales; Aspergillaceae. The coding region runs from base 1 to 1482 and encodes 493 amino acids. The transcript has 8 exons.
AUGAACAGACUUGUUUCGCCGAAGUGUCUCAAAUGUCCUACCUUUCGCGCGGGUAGAUGCGCGGGGAAAACAGCCAAGCGACUUGUCGCAACUGAUGCACCACUCACUCGGAAGGAUAAACAGGAGGGCGAUAUUUCCUCAGUAUUCUCAACUUUCUCUGGUAGGAAGAGCGCGCCACUGCCCGAUCGUUUUCGUGACCUGAAGCGGAACUUGACCGUCGGAUUCGAAGAGGAGAUUCAGAAGUCUUGGGACGAUCUAGUUGAGACUCUGAAAGUCCGGACUGAAGAAGUCGCUACCAAGCGAGAAGCUAUCAUUCCUCAACUAAACUUUUCUGAUAUUCAAGCUGGUAAUGUAGCUCCGGCCAAUAUUGAAGCCAUUCGACGCACCGGUGUUGCCGUCAUCAGAGGAGUUGUGCCAAAAGGCGUCACUGAAGACCUCCUCUCCGAUGUUCGACAAUAUUUUGACGGGCAUGCUUUCAAAGGCUUCCCGUCUGAAGCGGAAAAGAAGGUUAUUUACGAAUCAUAUUGGAGUCCUUCACAAGUCAAGGCGAGAUCGCACCCCAAUAUGCUCGCCACGCAGUCGUGGAUGAAUCAGCUCUAUCGUGCCGAUGCAGACCAGAAGAUUGACCUCUCGGUCCCGCUUACCUAUUGUGACCGUGUUCAAAUCCGUCCACCUGGUGAUAAACACUUCGGGCUUCCACCUCACGUUGAUGGGGGAGGUGUUGAGAGAUGGGAAGACAACUCUUACAACCAUGUCUAUCGUAAGAUCUUCCAAGGAAAGUGGCGGGAGUAUAACCCAUGGGAUCUGACUGGCCGCCUUGAUGCCAACAUGAACAUGUAUGAAGCACCAGGAGGUUGUUCUGUCUUCCGAGCCUUCCAGAGCUGGCUCGGGCUGUCUCGCCAUGGACCCCAGGAAGGUACUCUUGUCGUCCAUCCCAUCCUGCAGCCCACCACUGCUUACUGGAUGCUUCGACCCUUCUUCAAACCUACUCGCAAGGGUUCCUUGGACGGAUGGAAGUUCUCCCUUGAUGAUGAAGAGGGCGAACUUUAUCUGCAUGGUGCCAACCCGGGAACUGCCCAAGAGCAUACCCCUGACCACCAUCCCCAUCUCAACCUCAGCGAAACUAUGAUCCCAUAUCCUACUGUUGAGCCAGGUGACACCGUCUUCUGGAGCGCCGAUACAAUUCACGGUACGGAGAGUCUGAACACAGGAAAGAACGAUGCUUGUGUGUUCUAUAUUCCAUCGGUCCCACUGACCCCUAACAACGCGCAAUAUGUCGCUCAGCAACGCGAUGCUUUCUUGAAGGGUGUUCCCCCACCAGACUUCCCCGGUGGUCUUGGCGAGUCUCAGUUCUCUGACAGAGCACAGGUUGGAGACAUCCAGUCUGAAGCUGGCAGAGUAGCUAUGGGUCUGGAUCCUAUCAAAGCCAAUGGCAAGAACGACAAGUUCGUGCAAGAGAUCAACAAAAUUUUGGGCCACUAA